AUGUCACCAAAAUCUAAACAGAAUUCUAAGAAUAAAUCAACGCCCGCCAGUAACCGUAACAUCAAUGACAAUAGCAAACAACCGUUGGAGAAUACCACAGCCACCAGCCAGUCGCCUCUCGUAACUGAGAAACCUUCUACGCCGCCGCCGGAUAGUGUUUUGGCAUCAGCAAACAAGGACGAACAAAUUGGAGCGGAGAAUGUCAACAAAAACCCAUACAUUGACGUAGUUCAAAAAAGACUUCGAGCUUUGAAUAAGCGACACUUUAAAAACCUUCAAUGUGAAGAAAUGUUGAAAAACAAAAGUCAGGCGUUAAACCAAGAUCAAAUUCAAGCGUUGGAGCGAAAAAAUGAAAUCGUAUUCGCCAUGCAAGAAUUCGAAUUGAUCAUCAAAAAUUUGAAUUCAGUCGAGAGCGAACAAACAGAUCCACAAAAUCCGGCUCCCUCACUAUCACAGCAGCCACAAAAUCCUGCAAACCUACCAGCUGCUGCUCAAUCGAAUAAUGCAAAUAAUUCACCUGUGAAUAAUUCAUUAUCUGGAUAUCACCAACAGGCUGGUAAGGGUAGAGCCAUCGAUGUAGAAGUGGAGGAAGAAUCAAAUGGACAAAGCGUUCCUAUUUCUCUUCCAACACCACCUCCAGAAAUAAUAAGCACAACUAAAGACGGUGCUUCGAAUUCACCUGAAACACAUAAUCCAAGAGAAGAACGAGGAGCUACAACAACAAACGGGACUAGUCAGGUUGCUACCGAGUAUCAUUUAAAGGCUAUAGAGUGGUUUGACAUUACGACGGGAAAUACCAAACGCCUGAAAGUCAUCACGCAGAACGGCAACGUUCUUAUACUACGUGGUGAUAUUGAAAUUAAACCAUACGAUCGUCCAAGCAUCACAUAUGAAUUACUGGUUGAAAUACUGGGUGAUUAUUUGUGGAAUUCAAUUUCAAAGGGAGAAGCAGAGAUGAUAAACAAAACCAACAAAAUGGAGGUCGAAUUACAACAACAAUCGCAAAAUAAACAACCGUCGUCAUCCUCAUCUUCAUCAGAACGAUCAACAGAAAAAGGCGUAAAUGGCUUGAAAUCAUCAACAGCACCUGGAAUACAACCAUCUAUACACGACUAUCAUCAUACCCUGAAUGCAGCGCUAUCCAUUAUUCCGUCUUUGCAAACUGGAUUAGAUGUAAAUGUAAAAUUUAAUUCGAUAUUCGGAUUUGAACACACGGCUGAAUUAUCAGUCUUUGAUGUGUUUAAUGUGGACCUGGUGCAUGGUUGGGUGGUCGAUCCGCAAGAUCAGGAUACUUGGGAUGUGGUAGUGGGAAAAUGUGGUAGUUAUAAUCGAGCGGUCGAGUGUGUGGUUCGAGGAGAUGAAACUAGUAAAGGGCUUGUGGUGGAGAGUUUGGAUAAUGGUGCAGGUGUUGGAAAUUCGGCGAACGCAAGUGGAAAUGGAGCUUUUAAUGCUGACGAAAGAGAUGCAUUGAUUGUAUCUCAGUUUCUGCAUUUGACUGCCACACAAUUGACAUAUCAUGGAUUACAGACUUUAGCAGAAGAUCUACAACCCGGCCAUCUUUGCGUAUUAUUCAGAAAUAAUCAUUUUUCUACGCUAUAUAAACAUCCAGGAACCUCAAGUUUAUAUGUUCUUGUAACUGAUGCGGGAUUUGUCAAUGAACGUUCCGUAGUAUGGGAAACAUUGACUGAUGUCGACCAAAGUAAUUCUGAGUUCUUAAAUGCCCAGUUUCUUAAGGGAAAGGUUGUUGCCGAUUAUGUAGAUCUUACAGAAGAGCCACAUGAUUCGACGGGUGGUGGUGACCAAGACGGAUUUCGGGAUCCGGAUCAACAACAAUCAAAGCAAGGACGACAGCAGCAAAGUAAUGGCAGUCCAUCUGAUAAUAUAUCACAUUCAUCUAUUGGAAGUUCCAUCGAUACAGGAUCCGGAUCUUCGUCGGAAAAGGAAAGAAGAAAAAAAGAGAAAUCAAAGAAGAAGAACGAUUGUGUCAUUUCAUAA
Molecule: messenger RNA, 1995 nt
Organism: Ambispora leptoticha
Lineage: Eukaryota; Fungi; Glomeromycota; Glomeromycetes; Archaeosporales; Ambisporaceae
Source: the annotation of a GenBank genome assembly